AUGUCUAUCAAAUCAUGGACAAGUAGUCAAGUUGUAUUAUUAGGUGAUGCUGCUCAUGCUAUGAGUCCUAUAUUAGGAUUAGGAGCAAAUAAUGCUAUUCAAGAUGUUGAUAAACUUUCUCAAGCAUUACUUAAAUGUACGGACUGUAAUAUUUCUUUUAUUGAAGAAUAUGAAAAAGAAAUGUUAAAGCGAACAUCUGCUGACAUAUUAAAAUCUAGAACUGCCACAUUUAAGACUUCUAUUCCACUUGGACCUUUUGGCAUUAUAAUUAGAGACAGCAUUUUGAAGGAAGAAAAUCAUUUUGAUUUGACUUAUUUAAAUAUCGAACCACGUUAUACUUUAGAUCAAUGGACUUUUGUUAUUGGUGAAUUAAUAAAAGUAAAGCAACCAGAUGGAUACGUAGAAGUGCAGCAGAUUACAUUUGAAUCUCUUGAAGGAACAGCUGGUUCAAAAUUUUUGAAUUCUCGCCAUGUUAAAAGUUGGCAUGUUAAGACUGUUAAGUGUAGGGCACCAUCACUUUUAUCUACGAAUCUUUGUUAUUUCAAUUUGAUCAUAAAUAAUAUUAGUAUGGAUGAAUUGAAACAACUAGUUUAG
Molecule: messenger RNA, 594 nt
Organism: Rhizophagus irregularis DAOM 181602=DAOM 197198
Lineage: Eukaryota; Fungi; Glomeromycota; Glomeromycetes; Glomerales; Glomeraceae
Molecular function (GO): FAD binding
Source: RefSeq, a predicted model, not a curated record